Molecule: messenger RNA, 1845 nt
Organism: Naegleria fowleri
Lineage: Eukaryota; Heterolobosea; Eutetramitea; Acrasida; Naegleriidae
Exons: 2
Coding region: 1-1845 (614 amino acids)
Molecular function (GO): protein binding
Source: RefSeq, a predicted model, not a curated record
AUGACUAGCCUUCCUCAUCUUCAACAAUUUCUUUCUGCAUCAGCUCCAAUAGGCUCCUCCUCUUCUCCAAUUAUGAUGGCUCACAAUCCGCAUCGAAUACGAGGAGUAGGUAUUGAAUUUGAUACAGAGUUCAAUAUCGGAAGUAUGGAAGAGGAUCAUCAUCAUCACCACUCAGAAGAGGUUGACCCCUUCCAACAACCAGAAGUAGAUUCAACCUCUUGUUCAUAUGACUCUUCCUCAUGCUCUUCCUUUUCUUCCUCUUCCUUGUAUCCUUCUUCUGCUUCCAUGGCCAUGAUGCAUCAACACGGAGUCAAUGUUCAAAGCUAUCGACACUUUCAUGGUACGAGAGGAAGUCGAUUCCAUUCCUCCUUUGAUUCUGUGCUCUCGGAUCAACAACAUGACUUUUCAGAUUCUCCUUCUACUGCUGGUGGUGCGUUAUUCCUUAUGGAUGGUGACCUGGGUCAACCUGCACACGAUGAUCAACACAAUUACAGAGAGGAGUGGAUAACUACCACUUUCGAGGAAGGGACUGCAACGACCAAUUCUUCCCGUCCUUCGAAUUCAUCAUCUUCUGCACAGAAUCAGAACAGAAUCAGAGUAGCAGUACAGCCCAUCAUGAAACACCACAGUACCAAUCUUGGAGCCUCCAAGAAGAAAGUUUCCUAUUCUCUGAAUGAUUUUGAAGAAGAGAAACCAAGUGGAUUGUCUGAAUUGGAACAAUUGUUUGCAUCUCGAAAGGCUUUCAAUUCUCUCUCGAAAAAGUACUCCACUGAUAAUUUAAUCAAAGAACAACAACACAGAAAGAUGAACAAGAAUAAGACUAACAUUAGUAGUGGACAACUCAGUAGUAGCAGUUCUGCUAUCAAUGGUAGACAGGGUUUGAAUUCUCCCUUGCUGAGUACGGGAUCUGUGUCCUCUUCAUCGUUAUUGGAGCCAUCUUCUUCUCUGAUUCGAGUAUCAAGGUCAACUCCUGAGCUCUACGGUGAUACAUGCAUUGAUUCUUUUCAAGACAUUAAGAAAAUUAUACAAGCUUAUUAUGAAUAUGAAACAUUCAUGGAAACAACCGAUGGACGAGAAGAAUUGAGGCAAUAUCUAACGAAAAGACAUAACGAAGAGCUACUGCUCAUGUUGGAAACACGUAUCGCGUUCCUAAGUUUUUACGACUCUGAUUAUUAUAAUGAUAGGAGAGGUCUGUUAAAAGUGAAAGAAUUUCAAAUGAUUUAUAGCCAAUUCAUUGAUACUGACUCUCAAUUCUGUAUGAAUAUUGACUCGGCCAUUCGAAACAAAUUUGUCAAACUAAAUCCACGCGUGGCACAAGUUACUAACGAAGAUGAAGCUAUGGCUAUUGCCAAUGAUAUUGACGAUUGUUUGGAUGUUCUACACUUUUCUGUAACUCUUCAAAUGAAGACUGAAAUAUUUUCUCAAUUCAAGAAAACGGAAGAGUUCCAAACUUUCAUUCUCUCCAAAAUUAUUGAGCUACAAGGAAAGAAAACAUGGGACGAUUUGGAGAGACAAUCAAGCCCGUUACUGGGAUCUUCUCCACAAAAGCCUUCAUCGGGAGGUGGAUUCUUCUCACUAUUCAAAAAGAACAAACAGCCACAAAAUAGUAUCAUCAAACGAUUUGAAGAAAAAUCAAUUGAGGAAUUUCUUAUUGAAAAUGAGCUGUCGGAAUACUGUAGCCAAUUCAAAAAGAAGAAACUCAAUAACAUGAUUCAAAUUCAAGAUUUUACUUGCGAAGAUUAUUUAAAAGUUGGUGUUGUUAAGGGAUCUCACCAGGCACGAUUGGUGCGACUGGUUGGGCAGUAUUUCAGAAGUUAUUGUAAACUUGGGUCCUCAUUAUCGUAA